ACUUAGUAUUGUAUUGCCGUAUUGGUAUUCAAGCCGAGUUACAAGAACACUUAGAGGAAUAUGUUCUAAGUUACUAGUUUAAAUCAUACAUACAAUAAUAUGGAUAUGGAUGACGGAUCUCAAUCUGACUGUACGACAGAGACCAAACCUCUCUCGAAUGAAGAGGAAGAAAAACUAAAGCAACAAAAUUCUCGUUUGGUUACCGAGUAUGUUGCAAAUAAAAUCAACAUAGAAUCAAAGAAACAUUGGGAUCUAUUUUAUAAACGAAAUGAAACACGAUUCUUUAAAGACAGACACUGGACAAUAAGAGAAUUUAAAGAACUCAUUGGAAGUGAUAUUAGUGAAAAGACAAUUUUACUUGAAGUAGGCUGUGGAGUUGGAAAUUUCAUUUUUCCUCUAAUAGCAGAACAGUUGAAUAUGUUCAUUUAUGCUUGUGAUCUUUCUCCAAGAGCAAUUCAAUUGUUAAAAUUGAACCCACUUUAUUCUGAGGACACUGUUGUAGCAUUUCAGGCAGACAUAACAACAGAACAUAUUUAUGAAGACAUACAAAGAGAAUCAGUUGAUAUUAUUACUCUCAUUUUUGUAUUAUCAGCCAUAGAUCCUUCAAAUUAUAUAAAAAUAGCAAGAACAUUGUAUUUUCUUUUAAAACCUGGUGGAUUUAUUUUGUUUCGUGACUAUGGCCUGUAUGACAUGGCACAGCUUCGUUUCAAACCAGGUCAUAAAAUAUCAGAUAAUUUUUAUAUGAGACAAGAUGGGACAAGGUCAUACUUCUUUGCUGUGGAUUUUCUUGGUGAAUUAUUUAAAAAUGCAGGAUUUUCCAUUGUUACAAAUUGUUACAUACACAGAAGAACAGUAAAUGUUAAGGAAGGAAUUGACGUCCCAAGGAUAUUUGUACAAGCAAAGUUUCAAAAACCAUAUGUGGCAGAUGAUGCUGACAGACCAAUAAACGUGAAAUGACCAAGUACACCCCCUCAUGGAGAGACAAAAAUUAUCCACAUCCAGUAGAGAAAUACAUCAAGUGAAGAGGUCAAGAGUAUCAUCCAGGGAAUGAAGUUUCAAUGUUGGCUGGGAUAGACAAUAUCUUUCUAGAAUGCUGAAACCUCAAUGGACAUUACCAACAAAUCCCUUUCCUUGACCUGGCCAAGGCCUUUGAUAAAGUAGAUCAUUUUAUUUUAUUGAAGAAAAUGGAUUAUUAUGGGGUAUCAGACGCUUUUGUAAAAUUUUUCGCAUCUUAUUUAAUAAACAGAAAACAGUAUGUUUCCUAUAAAAAUAAUUUAUCUGCUACCUUUACGGUUCAAUCUGGAGUACCUCAAGGCUCAAACUUGGGACCUUGUUUGUUUACGAUUAUGAUAAAUGAUUUAAGUGACCGUGUGGUAUCAGCUAACCCUAUAUUUUUUGCUGACGAUUUAAAACUCUUCAAGUAUAUAUCCGAUCAAUCUGACGCCGAUGAUUUGCAGAAGGACUUAGACAGUGUAUUUUUAUGGGGGGGUGGAGAAUAAUAUGCAAUUUAAUAUUUCUAAAUGUCAUGUAAUGUCAUUCAGCAGAUCAAAGACUAUUAUUAAGAACAAUUAUUAUUUAAAUGGAACACUUUUGUCUAGAGUUGAUUCAGUAAAAGAUUUGGGAAUCAUCGUUGAUUGCAGUUUGUCUUUUAAUGACCAUAUUACUAAUUGUAUUUCUUCCGCCAGUCGGAUGCUAGGGUUGAUAAUCAGACAAGGAGUAAAUUUUCGAAACAGUGUAACAUUUAUUACACUAUAUAAGGCACUGGUUAGGUCACGACUAGAGACUGCAUGUAUAGUUUGGAACCCUACAUAUGCCGUUCACAAAGAUGCCAUAGAAAAUGUACAAAAGAGAUUUUUAAGAUAUCUUUACUUUAAAUGUUUUAAUAUUUAUACUUAUUUAAUUAAUUACGAGGAGUUAUUAAGUCUGUUUGAAUUCGAGAGUCUAGGUCUGAGGAGAGCAGUGAUGGAGCAAGCGUUUCUGCAUGGCUUAGUGCAAGGGCGGGUGGACGACGUGAUCAGUAUGGAAGCUCUUAGGUUUAGGGUUCCGCGCUUCAAUAGUAGGAGUAAAAUUAUGUUUGAUCUGCCACAUGUACGGACAGUAUCGCACGCGUACUCGCCUCUGCUACGGAUGAUGAGAUCUCACAAUUUAAUACUUUCGGAAGGAAAUAAUCUUGAUAUAUUUACAGAAUCAAAAUAUGUUUUUAAGAAGAAUUGCCUAAUGAUAUUAAAAGAUAAACCUUAUUUAUAUUGACUUUUAGAUUAUUAAUACAAUGUAUGCCUAAUAUUUUCACACAAAUAUAACUGUAAUUUAUCUUACUAUAACCGUUCCAUCUAUUUAUAUUUUUGUUGUAUGUUGUUACUUAAAUUAUUUGUAUUGUUGCAUGUGUUAAUCAAAUUACUUAGUCGUUGCAUUUAAGUACAAAUUUUUGUUAUGUUUCUCUAAUGAUUAUUGUGCUGUUGCUGUCAUUUAUACUUAUUUGUUAUAUAUUACUUGAUAUCCAGUGAUUAUUUUAAGUACUGAAAAUGGACCUUGCAAACCCACGAAUGAACUAUAUUAUGUACAAUUGUUAACUGCUUUAAUGUAAUUGGGUCUUAACCUGUAUUAAAGCAUGCAAACUAUAAAUAAAUAAAUAAAACAUUGUUGACCUACAAGCAGUUUUUGUCGCAAAACACUGGAAUGCGUCUUCGUAUUUAAGAAGACUUACCAUUGUAGAGUUAAUAACUGUGAAUUUCUAUUUUAUUUGUAUUAAAUUGCAUUUUUACCA
Homalodisca vitripennis (glassy-winged sharpshooter) is the source of this 2764-nucleotide messenger RNA. RefSeq names its product tRNA N(3)-methylcytidine methyltransferase METTL6. The record is from RefSeq and is a predicted model, not a curated record. The coding region runs from base 100 to 957 and encodes 285 amino acids. The transcript is spliced from 4 exons. Lineage: Eukaryota; Metazoa; Arthropoda; Insecta; Hemiptera; Cicadellidae.